GUGUAGUUCCGCUGGUUGUAAUUCUGCAUUUUCUUCUUUUUGCCGUGAAAAAUUCAAUUUUUUCAAACUAGUAUAUCCUUUAGCACAAACUUGUAUUUGUUGAAUUACUGUAAGUGAAAACACCGAAAAGAUGCCUUCCAGUGAUCCUUUGCCACCGAAAGAGAGUGCUCUGUUUCGUAAAAUUCUAAAAUGCUAUGAGAUGAAACAAUACAAAAAUGGCCUCAAACUCGCAAAACAGAUCUUGACUAAUCCUAAAUUCACCGAACAUGGCGAAACACUUGCAAUGAAGGGCUUAACGCUCAAUUGUCUUGGACGGAAGGAAGAGGCUUACGACUACGUACGUCGUGGUUUACGCAAUGAUCUCAAGUCGCAUGUUUGUUGGCACGUUUACGGUUUAUUACAACGCUCAGAUAAAAAAUACGAGGAAGCAAUCAAAUGUUAUAGAAACGCACUCAAAUGGGAAAAGGACAACAUACAAAUUCUACGAGAUUUGUCACUGCUGCAAAUACAGAUGCGCGAUCUUGAGGGCUACCGGGAAACUCGUCAUCAAUUAUUUAAACUGCGUCCUUCGCAACACGCUUCGUGGAUCGGUUUUGCCAUGAGCUAUCACUUGCUCGGUGACUAUGAAACGGCCAAUAAAAUUCUAGAAACAUUUCGGGCAUCGCAGUCGGUUGAAACCUCUGAUUAUAAGCACAGUGAAUUGCUGUUGUACCAAAAUCAAGUUAUUCGUGAAUCUGGUAACCACGGAAAGGCUCUGCAACAUUUGAAAAAAUAUCAAUCGCAAAUCCUUGAUACGCUUGCCGUUAGAGAGGCAGUUGGUGAACUGUGCCUUAAACUAGACCGCCAUGAGGAAGCAUCUAUGGUCUUUUACGAAUUGAUCAAGCGUAAUCCAGAAAAUAUUGCUUAUUACCAGCAGUAUUUAAAAGCAUUAAAAGUUUGUGGACAAAAAGAAAUUAUCGAUGCGUACGCAAAGAUACAAACAGAACACCCACAAUCAUUCUGCGCUAAACGUUUGCCCCUAGACGUAGCUCAAGGGGAUGAUUUUCGUGUACUUGUCGAUGAACAUUUGCGUCGUAAUCUUCGAAAGGGCGUUCCCCCUCUAUUUGUGAACCUAACAUCACUCUAUCGAGAUGGACAAAAAGUUCGUGUUAUUACAGAACUAGUUGAAGGCUACCAUCAGAAUCUGACCAGCAGUGGCUAUUUUUCUACGAAAGAUAAAGAACAAUGCCUUCCAAAAGAACCAGCAUCCGCACUGCUUUGGACUCUCUUCUAUUUAGCACAACAUUACGACUACUUAAGAGAAUCAGAAAAGGCACUGGAUUUCAUCAACGCUGCAAUUGAGCAUACCCCAACUCUAAUUGAAUUAUUCGUCACUAAGGCUCGCAUCUACAAACACGCUGGCGAUAUUUUAGAGGCAGUCAAAUGGAUGGACGAAGCACAGAGCUUAGAUACAGCCGAUCGCUAUAUCAAUUCAAAAUGCGCCAAAUACAUGUUACGUGCCAAUCAAAUCAAAGAAGCUGAGGACAUUUGCGCAAAAUUUACGCGUGAAGGUGUCUCAUCAAUGGAAAAUCUCAAUGAAAUGCAAUGCAUGUGGUUUCAAACCGAAUGCGCUCUUGCCUACCAGCGACGGGAAAAAUGGGGGGAAGCGUUAAAAAAGUGUCAUGAAGUAGAUCGUCACUUUUCUGAAAUUAUUGAAGACCAGUUUGAUUUUCAUACCUAUUGCAUGCGAAAAAUGACACUGCGUUCAUACGUGGGACUGCUUCGUUUAGAGGAUGUGUUACGACGGCAUCCAUUUUAUUUCAAAGCUGCAAAAUGUGCUAUUGAGGUCUACGUGCGUUUAUUUGACAAACCAUUACCAGCUGAAUCAACAGAAGAAGAACUUGAUAUUGAAAAUUUACCGCCAUCUGAACUGAAAAAGUUACGCAAUAAGCAACGCAAGGCAGCAAAAAAGAAGGCAGAACAAGAGAUUGCACAGGCAUCGCAGACAAAUCAGAAAAAGGAACAGCACAAUAAACAACGUAACACUAACCAGGAUGGUGACCCAGAAGCUCCGCAAUUAGAUGAGUUGAUACCAGAUAAAUUGGCACGUCCUGAAGAUCCGCUGGAAAAAGCAAUUGAAUUUCUAAGACCACUACAAAUACUCGCCAAAGACAAAAUCGAAACACAUUUGAUGGCUUUCGAGAUUUACUCUCGCAGGUCCAAGUUACUUUUGAUGCUACAAUCAUUGAAACGGGCACGCGCUAUUGAUGCCACCAAUCCAACUUUACAUAACUGUAUUAUCAGGUUUUUUAAAAUUCUCGAAUGUCGCAUUACCGCCAACGAAAUCGAAGAAAGUGUUAAAUUGGUUAUCGAACGGGAACGCUCCCAAUUAUUUUGUGGGACCAAGACUGCAAUAGAACUGAACGAUGCAUAUAUGGCACUAAAUCAAAAUAAUCCUGAUGCACUAUACGAAGUUACUAAAAUCAUGUAUCAGUUGGAUGAAUCAAGGCGAGACGAAGCGGUCAAACUACUGACAUCGGUCGAUUUGAACAACGUUUCACUAGAGAACGCAACAAAACUAUUUCUGUUACUGCAGUCUGGAUUCUUCUGCGGUGCCUCUGAAGAGCAGCUUAAUACGUUUAAGAAAAAGUGUCAGAAGCGGUUUCCGUUAGCCAUUAUAUUCGCAGAUAUAGCAACAUCUGUUACCACCCUAACCACAACUCAGUCACCAUUACCGACCGCGUCGGAAACGAUGACUACCAGCGUGACCGGUACUACUAUGUGUCCAGUAGAACAGCAAACAAAAACCCCAUCGCAGCAAAACAGUGCCAGCGAAAUCAAAGCAAAUUAACUAAUACCACGCCAGCUCCACAUAGAAUAGUCAGUUCAUCUUUUAGUUGAAAUCCAUCGGAAGUGUGUAAAAUGCAAUUUUAUGACUUACCGAAAUCUGUGUUAGUCCCAACCGGUACUAAAAUUCACAAAAAGAAUCCUAUGUUUGAAACUUAUACCAGUAGAUACGAUCACUAGUGAAAUGCAAUUUUGCAAUGUUCCAUUGAUUUCGUUAUCGAUGUUCUGUGAGUUUGAAAAACAUAAAAUUUGCAUUACAGACAUUUUGUAAUUUAUCGGCAAUAAAAUUGGUCUUCAGAUUUGUUUCAGCUAUUGAUCGUCUGCAUAAUUCGUAGAGGUAAAUCAUAAGAAUAUCUUUUCUUACUAUUUUUGACAUUUUCAAACUUAACACUCUUGAUCAUACUUUUAAUUUAAAAGGGUUCUGAAAAUAUAAACGGAGAUUAAGCUGCGACGAAAACAACAUAAUCCUUUCAGAACUGCAAACUCCAAGCUGCAAACAGUGGAAAAUUUAACAACAAACAAUUACAAAAGUGCUUGUAAUACAAAUCAGAUGUGUGUAAGAGGGUAAAGUUAUAAAGGAGCUUAAGUAACGAAUAUGUUGUGGUAAAACUUUCCGAACAUCCC
Messenger RNA from Sabethes cyaneus, 3450 nucleotides. RefSeq names its product N-alpha-acetyltransferase 15, NatA auxiliary subunit (gene Naa15-16). Gene Ontology annotation, biological process: N-terminal peptidyl-methionine acetylation. Gene Ontology annotation, molecular function: protein binding; protein-N-terminal amino-acid acetyltransferase activity. Gene Ontology annotation, cellular component: cytoplasm; NatA complex. NCBI's taxonomy places the organism in Eukaryota, Metazoa, Arthropoda, Insecta, Diptera, Culicidae. The record is from RefSeq and is a predicted model, not a curated record. Bases 131 to 2830 code for a protein of 899 amino acids. The transcript has 6 exons.